Messenger RNA from Andrographis paniculata, 471 nucleotides. Its product is annotated as chitin-binding lectin 1-like. The transcript has a single exon. The record is from RefSeq and is a predicted model, not a curated record. Lineage: Eukaryota; Viridiplantae; Streptophyta; Magnoliopsida; Lamiales; Acanthaceae. The coding region runs from base 1 to 471 and encodes 156 amino acids.
AUGGCCAGCUGCUGCCUCAAUCUUGUCCUCCACAUCACUAUUUUGAUGUCUGUAUUAUCCACUUUGGUCCGAACCCACCAAGUGUUGCCUUCAAGAAAGCUCGACGAGUCUUCACCUGAUAUCAGCAAGUGUGGAGGCUGCCCCUGCAAUAACCCCUGCAACCCACCCCCAACUCCAUCUCCGCCGCCGCCCUCCCCGCCGCUGCCGCCGCCGCCGCCGCCCAAGCCAAAGCCAACCCCGAACAAUUAUUGCCCCCCUCCACCUAGCGGCGGCGGGGGAGGUGGCGGUGGUGGUGGUGGUGGAGGAAAUCAGUACCCGCCUAACCCUCCUUACAUAUACAUAAAUGGGCCGCCCGGAAAUCUUUAUCCGGUCGAUCCAUAUAUUUCGGGUUCGGGUCGGAUUUCUCCCAUGGGCUUCCUGCCUUUCUUGAUCGUCAGUGCUGCUUUGGGUCUCGUGGGUUUCUGCUCCUGA